This is a messenger RNA of Micropterus dolomieu (smallmouth bass), 5997 nucleotides long. RefSeq lists its product as uncharacterized. The transcript has 3 exons. The record is from RefSeq and is a predicted model, not a curated record. Bases 89 to 679 code for a protein of 196 amino acids. Lineage: Eukaryota; Metazoa; Chordata; Actinopteri; Centrarchiformes; Centrarchidae.
CAUGUGACGUAAAGGGCGCAAAUAUACAAGGGAGGUGUUUGUAAUAAGUUGAGGCGCUUCAGUGGCAGAAUUUUCCACAAUAGGGAAGAUGCACAACUGGCAAGAGAACGAAAUAAAAGAACUUUUGACCAUCCGGGGGUCGGAAGCCAUCCGUAACCAGAUUACGGGCACAGUGAAGGACUCUGUAGUGUACAACAGGAUGACCAAACUGCUGGCGGAGAGGGGGGUGUACAGGUCACACAUGCAGGUGAUCAGUAAACUGAAGGCACUAAGGAAGCAGUACACCAAGUAUCACCAGCAGAAGACCCGCUGCGGGAGCGACCGCGUCGACUGGCCGUUUUAUGAGCAAUGCCACCGGGUUUUCGGGAAUGCCUCCGCGGGGAACCCGGUUAAACGGCAGAGGAGUCCCACACCCCCACCUGCACCCUCACCCCCACCGCCAUCUCCCCCGCCGCCCGAGGAGGUUGUCGUCGGCCUCUGGGACGACGUUGACGACAAGGAGAUCAACAAGCAUCUGGGUCCAGUGGAGGCAGAGGACGACGAUGAGUACAGCCCGUCAGAACAGUUACAGUCCAUUAACGCCAUUUUAAUCAUAGUGCACUCAGUGGUCAAGCGUUGGCGGACAGCAGCAUGUCUGUCACAGUACAAACCUCGCUGUUAUGACCAUCAAACUGAUUGAGAGUGGAGGAGACCCGCAGACAGUCAGCAUAUACAGUUCCAUCGAAGAAAAAGAAAACAACAGUGAUGGAGCAAGUCUCUACUUUAGUGUCAGCAACAGUCGCACAGCUCAGAGAGAUGGACGCUUCCAUGCAGGCGCAGGAGGAUGCCCGGCUACAAAGGUUGAUGGACCAUGAGAAGGAAAUGCAGAACAAUCUUAUGAGUCAGCUGGUAGCCAUGCAUGAAAGGAUCAGCCAGCAAAACCACGAGAAACAUCUUGAACUUGUGGACAGGAUACUCUCGAGGUUCCCUUCACCUUCAGCACCUUCAGGUCCCUGACUGACACUUCCUGUGUGAGUGGUGAAGGCAUAUAACAGGGUUCAGAUGUAGGGAACACUUCGGUCUCUCUCCUCCAGCAGCUGUCUAAUGCCUAAGUCCACGUUCUUUUUGUUUUCACUGUAACAAUGUAAAGAGAGCUCAGUCACUGAGAUCAUCUUGCCUUUAACCUCAACUCUGCUCACUUGUAGCUAAUACAAAUCCAGGGUAAAAAAAACAAAAAAACAGGCCAAAUUCACACCAGAGGCCUGAUUCUGUGCUCAUAUGGCUUUGUUUUUAUCUUUUUAGUUAACUCUUGAACAAUGUCAUUGUAAAGAACAAUGACUCUGCAUUAUAAUAGUGGACUGUAGCACCAUUAUUCCAUUUCAAAAAUAAUUUGUCAAAUGCAGAUUAAAAUGUGGUUUUGUCAUGCAAACAAAGUUGGUGGUACACACACAACACAAAAUUCAAUACCCCACUGAACAGCUAAAACAGUCAUAAUCAUGUAAAUGUAAUCUUAACGGACUGUACUGUAUUGUAUACUUGUAGUCUUCCCUCCCACUCAGAGCGCUUUACAAUACAUGUCAUAUUCACCCAUUCAGACACUGAUGCCAGUGGCUAGUUAUACACACACCAGGAGAAAUUUGGGGUUCAGUAUCUUGCUCAAGCAGACUUCAAAACGCAUUCUGAUUAGUAGACGACCCGCUGUAUCUCCUGACCCACAGCUGCCCCUCGUAGAGCAUAUGAAAACAUAACCAUCAUUUAAAGACUUAUUGUUAUAAUCAUUACUUUUACUUUUUUUGACUCCAGUGACUCAAAACUUGCUUAGGAAUCUUUGAAUGUGUGUAUCAGAACAUCAGAUCUGUGUCAAUGUAAGGCUGAAAAUCUGAAAUUGGAGACUGAACACCUGCAGUGUGAACAUUUUUUUCAGUUAACAUGAAAGAAGACAAUGAUUCCCCCCAAAAAACAAAACAUGCUGUGGUUUCUGUUGUAUUUAUGGAUGCGCUGUUACCUCUUCUACCACCUCACCUUAGCAUGUUGGAGUGAACAGUGAACUAAACGCAGCAAAAGCAGGCAGCUGCUACAACCUUUAGUUGUUACUAAGCAUUGGAUUUAAUUUGGGGUCAUUAUAAAGAGUGGCUUCAGUAAGUAAUAAGUUACUGGACAACAUGGGUGAUAAUAUUGUUGAAAUUUGGCAUUUAGAAAAAGCAUUGCUGUGUCAAACAUCGAUGUGAACGUCAUGUUUCACCCAGCAGUGCUCCCCAGAGGGAAAGGAAACCAGAGCAUGCUGUAUGCACCACUGUAGCAGAACAAAAGCUGCUCUUCAGUGGUUCAUGAAUGGUAGUCUGUUUUUAGCACAGCUCAUAAAUGAUGUAUGCUGAUGGAUAUCAUAACAAGAAAAAUAUACACAGUAACUGAUAAAUAAAUUCUGAGAUUUAUUAGAAAAAUCCAUUUAGAAGACAAUACAGAAAAAUCUAAAUACGUAGUGUUACACUUUACAAACUGAGUGCUUGGGUCGCUGUUUUAGGUGUCAUUCUUGGCUGACACAAAAUUCCCGGUUGCAUUCAUGGUCAUCAGCAAUCCGGGAGAUAACGUGUCAUUGAGGAAAAACACCUUCUGUAUAAGACUGCGGCAUCAGACAAAUUACACUCAAACGUAUGCUGCUACAGUGGCAACACAACAUUAAAGGUAGGCCUGUUAGUUUCACUUUCCUUAUUGAUUGAAAAGAAACAAAAGUAAUGGAUCAUCUGAAUUUGACUGAGCGUUGAGCACUGGCUUUUAUGAAUCACAAUGGGUGGACUAUAAGCUAAAUAGGCUUUGAUUUUAAACGUGUGGCGCAGUUAACUUGGAUGUGUAUUUUUACUGUAGAUACUGUUAACCAUGUUUUACUGUUUUAAAUGUAUUGUUUGUUCUUUUCAACAGUUUUUAACUGAAUUAAUAUGUAUAUUAUAUAUUUAAACAGAGGAAGACUUCAGAAAUGCAGGGUAAUCUGAAGUUGAUAAAGUGAUCAAUUAUUUGUGUUGGGGAAGAUGACGCCCUGCUCGUGUAUCUUCUUGGUGAUGUAGCAGCCCGUCUGAUCCAGAUGUGCUAUGCAUUGUGGGAUGGAAACGGACCCCAUAACCAGCUGGUGUUCAGAAUCACAGCUGCAUUAUGGGUUCCGUUACAAUCCCACCCACUAAAUCAAGCUUUGGCUCAGGUCUGGUCAGGUUAACACAGCUAAAAGAAAGGAAAAAUUAUUAUUAACAGGGGGGAAAAAAGGUGAGUGGGACUAAUCCACCAAAAUGUUACAAUUUGAACUGCAAGUCAUGAAAGAAAUUGAAACCAUUUUUGCAAUCACUUCUGAUAGUCACAGCUAUUCAAAGUAAGGAAAACUACACAAGACAAGCAGACUAAUGCCUCUCUCGACCUUUCAGUACAGCUUAACGAUCCGUUACAUGAUUGCAACGACUUGCAAAGGAGCGGUUUUUCCAAUGUCGGACUGUAUGAGCAGCAGAAAGUUCGUAAUAAUACAUCAGCUUCAUCUGGCUUGCUUUGUUCUGUCCUCUGGUUUUUCAGUGCUGAUACAACCUAAUUUAAAACGAUCACGAAUGGUUCACAUAGUCUAAUGAAACCUUUGUAAGUUGUGGUUUUAAUUACAUUUAUACUGAAUGGAAAAUAUUUCUCCUUGCGUUAUGUAUGUAUCUGAUGCUCAGCAAAUAAGUGGAGAAAACAUUUCACUAACAAAUGACUGGAACAUUUUUGGACACACCGAGAAAGAAUUAUUUCGUUUAGAUUUUAAUUAUUGCCGUCAACGGUUUUAUCUAACACUAAGCUCUUUAAGAAUAGCUCACAGUUCCUUAAUUACGACAGGGGGAAGAAAUGCUUGAUUUGAAUGUUGUAAAAUGACCAAGACAGUUACUGUAUAUAAAGCCAAAGCCCCUGUAUCUACAAAACUGGCACUUGGGAGGUCAUCAAAUUAUUGCUCCAUUUGCUUUCAAUUUAAGUGCAUAAGAAACAAAGGCAUUUAAAGUAUAAAUCAUCUUAUUUUGUAAUUAAUUUUGAAGAAAUUUUUGAUUUGGUAAAUUGGUGGUUCAAAUGUAAGCAAUGUAUUUUAAAAAAGAAAAGAAAAAACAAAGCAACUAAUAAAAGUUUAGAAUAGAGAUUAGAUUCAUCUUUAAGGAAUUACUGCUACAUUUUUAGCAUGAAGCCCCAUUAAAAGCCUAGUUGGAGAACUGGUCUUGUUUUUAGUUUAGUCUACCAGAACACUCUAGAUUAGGAGUGGCAGCAGUAGGCCAUUUUCUGUCAGCAGGAAUCAAAACGAACUAAAAAAAAACCUGGAAAUUGUUUUAGCAUACAGUUUUAAAACCAACAAGAUUUUGAAGAUUUAUGCAACUGAAACGUGUCAGCUUUAUCAGAUUUUCUGUCCAUAAAAUAUUGUAGCAGGGAAUGUUGUCACUUACAGUAUCAUACUUACAAACCCAUCUUGAAAAACCUGUUAUGUAUCAUGUGCCAAAAGGGGGGGGGGGGGAAGCAAGCAAAACGGGACACAGGAGGACAGCCUGACAAGGAAGAGCUGAUAGAACGAUAAAAGGAAGGAGAGAGCUGAAAAAAUUAAGGAAGAGAUUUACAGGGCUCUUCCUGUGGAGCUUAAAAUAGGUUUUAGACCCUGAUUUAAGGCUGCAUUAAUUUCUCGUGUCCUCAAAAGCAGUGAAAAAAAAAAAAAAUAGAAACACCGGAAAGAUACGAGGCAGUUGGUGAAAGAAAGAGAGGAGUUGGAUACAAUGACAGAGGCUGAAACAUGCUUUCAGUUUGACAUGUUCUGGAUAAUAAAGCUUGAAUGAUCUUGAAUGUUCUAACAAUGAGACGUAUGAUGGAAUAAACAUUUAUUGCAGGCAUUAAAACAAAACGUUAUGAGGAGAAUACAAGUACAAAGGUUAAAAGUAAGAAGUCAAAUCAAGAGAAAGAGAGAAGUGGAAUGGGGAAUGUCACUUUACAAAGCCAGUAGGGUGAAAGCAAAGUAAAAGUACACCAGGAACUGCCAAAAACAUACCAGUAUAAAUUGUUCACAGUGAUGAUAAAGUUUGAAAAACAAUGUUUUAAAAGUUCUCACCAACAUCUCAGAGUAGUGCGUCCUGCCCUGUAGCCCCGUCUGCCAACAGCACUGGGAGUCUAAACUUCCUCUUUAAAUACUCUAGAGAUUCAUUUCACUUUCACUUCUCCUGAUCAGACAAAACUCCUCCUUUCCUUCCUUUAUCCACUCCCUCCCUGUCUCCUUUCCCUGCUGGAGAGAGACAAGAGGUUCUAUUUUGCCUUUUUAAAAUGUUCUUUAUUUCAAAUACGCUGUAGCUGAAGAUGAAUUAUUCAUUAUAUUAUUAUUUUUGUCAUUUUACUUGCUGCAGCAAUCAGUUGUCAUUUAAAGUUGGACUUCUUUUGUUGUCUUUCAGUUUAUUUGUUAAACCUGAAGUGAUUAGGUAUAAUUUAAUUUAAAUAUUUUUAUAUAGAAUGAGAUACAUUCAAACAUUAAUAUAGUCUCGUUUUAAUAUCUUACGGACAGAUACGUGAAGUAAAAUCAGUUCAGAAUGUACACUGAUCCCAGUUUGUCAUAAUGGUUAUGUGUUAUGACUUAAAUGUAUUUAAUUUAGAUAUUGUAUACAGAGUUUGCACAUUGACUGAUUUAACUGUUUUCUCAGUUUUUCCAGUUGUGGUGUCUGUUGUGGGUAAAAUUUUAUAAAGGGUCCAGUCACCCAAAACAAUAUUUAGUUUUGGUUUUAUCUGUUAUGUUAAACAUAUUAAAUACAGAAACAAAUGACAAAACAGACCCUGUGACGAGUUUGCACUAGAAAUACUUGAUGCUAAAACUGCCCCCAUGAAAACUGUUAAUGGCGUGUUUAGUGAAUUAUCCUGACUAAAGAGGACACUACUUCUGGAAAGAGAUGUUGGUGUUACAUUUUUCUACAUGUAAUUAUUCUGUGCUGUAAGCACCACAAACACAAUUAGAGUGAUGAUAUCACAAAACAAAUAAAACCAAAUAUCUGUGUCGCUAGA